Molecule: messenger RNA, 720 nt
Organism: Hibiscus syriacus
Lineage: Eukaryota; Viridiplantae; Streptophyta; Magnoliopsida; Malvales; Malvaceae
Product: dof zinc finger protein DOF1.5-like
Exons: 1
Coding region: 80-574 (164 amino acids)
Biological process (GO): regulation of DNA-templated transcription
Molecular function (GO): DNA binding; DNA-binding transcription factor activity
Source: RefSeq, a predicted model, not a curated record
UUUCGUCCCUAUAUGUUUAUAUAUAAACCACUCUAAAAGCACCCUUUUGCCCUAAGAAACUCUUAUUAUCUCUGUGGUUAUGGAUAGCCAAGAAGCUUUGGAACAAGGGAUCAAGCUAUUUGGGAAAACAAUUACGUUGCAUGGAAGACAAGAAGUUAAAGAGGAACAAAACGAAGAUGAUCGUGUUCAUUCAACGGUUUGUAAGAGGCCAGACAAGAUCAUACCUUGCCCUAGAUGCAAGAGCAUGGAGACCAAAUUCUGUUACUUCAAUAACUACAACGUAAACCAACCUAGACAUUUCUGUAAAGGUUGCCAGAGGUACUGGACGGCGGGCGGGGCUCUUCGGAACGUGCCGGUGGGGGCUGGUCGUCGGAAAGUUAAGCCGUCGGGUCGGGAUAUCGGUGGGAACCCGGAAGGGUGUUUGUAUUAUGGGUCUAGUCAUGGGGUGCACCAGUUUGAGUUGGAAGGGAUUGUACUAGAUAAGUGGCAUGCGGCGAUGCCUAAUGGUAGUUUCCGUCACGUUUUUCCGAUGAAGCGGAGGCGGAUAAGUUGUACAGGUGGUCAACCUUAUUGAUCUUCAAUAGUAGAAUCUAUUAAUUACUUAGCUUUUCAUUAUUAUUAUUAUUUUCUUACGCUUGCCAAACUUUUCAACGGAAGAUUAAAAAAUUGUAUGGGUUAUAGACUAAUGUAAAUACAGGCUGGUCUUUGAUUAAUUAUUCU